UUGUCGAAGUGAAAUGCUUCCCGCUGGAAGAAUGACAUACUUUAGGAGUGAGAGAGAAAAUAACGAUGCAGACAAGAAGAAAAUUGAGUUGGUUUUUCAUCAGUCUGAUGUGGGGAGGAAAGGUUAUUUGUCCCGAGAAGAUCUUAAGAUAGCAGUGGUCAUGUUAUUUGGAUAUAAGCCAUCGAAGUCUGAGACAGAUUUACUGAUGGAGUCUGGCUCUGUUAAGGACUGCCCAGGGGUCCCACUGCAUCAGUUUACAACUCUCACGGGGCGGAAGAUGUCAUCUGAAGAUCCGUAUGAGAAGAUGAGGCAGAUCUUCAGCGCCUUUGAUGUACACUGUCGUGGCUUCUUGAAGCUGGAGGACUUCAAAAGCGCCUUCAAGCGAGUUGCUCCUCACCUGCCGGAGAGAACGGUGCUGGAGGCUUUCCGGCAGUUCUCUGAUUGUCUGCUUCUGACCCGUGAGUGCAGUUGUAGAGCUGGGAACCCAUCAUGCCCUGAGGGUCACCAUGGACUGCUGAUCAGAAAACACAGAAAGGCAUGUGGAUCUGGAUUCUGAUGGUCAUGUCAGCUUUAAGGACUUUGAAAACGUCAUCAGCUAUGGUUUGGCAAACAUUUGAGACUAUGUGAGACACAAACCUAUUGGAAGCUUUUGGAACAGUUUGGGAACUUCAGCUGACCCUAACCAGAGAAGACAAUUUGCAAAAAUGAGUUAGUUUGACAAGGCUGUGCGCAAUAGACAUACAGACACAUUCUCUGUCACCUCCACCUAAAGUCACAACGCAUGUUUGAAGUUUUUGUAGUCUGGAUUUGUUUUGGAUUGAUGUAUAGUCAGUAUAUCGUUAAUGAUACAACAAAGCUAUACGACAUAACAUUACUGAAUGGACUGAACUUUGAUGUGAAUAAAACGCGGCUGUGAAGGACCAAAGUAAAUAUGUAAAAAAAAGUGUUUUUUUCUAGUACUUUAGUAAAAAGCUGACAGACAUUCAAGGCAGACUCUUUUUUAGAUAAUUGUUGGCAAUUUAAAGCCACUGUUUGGCCUUGUCUGUUUAAAGACACCGACUUCAGAUUCUUGACACUUGUGUUUGGUGAUGGGUUUUGAUGUUGUAUCGAUCAAGUUGGUCCGGGCCUCCGCCGUAAUAGAGAACCACACAUUUCUAUCGUGCACUUGCCUUACAACCUGCAUUAAAUUGAACCUCUCAAGGUCUAAUUCACUAGAUGAGAGAACAAUAUUCUCUGCCAUAACCUCACUCGCCCAGUCCUCAGAUAUUCCGUAGCAUCUGAAAUAACUUCUGUGAAUUCAGUUACAGCAGUCGGGAAGAUCUUUUAAAAUUCCCCUCCCUCGUUCCAUUUCCAUCAGCGAAAUAGGCAGGUUGCCUCAAAAUUGAAUAUUAACGAUCACAUUCACAUUCUGUUUAUGCGAAAUUCCCUUCUGCCGACGUAUAUUAAAAAGCCCGAGCGUUCAGGAGGGAUUUCAUGUGGCUCGACUUGUUACGCGCGAUUAUGGAACUGUAAAUACUUGUUUGUGUUUUGAGAGAUUUGCCGCACUCCCGUCUGAAUAAAGAUU
Messenger RNA from Triplophysa rosa, 1564 nucleotides. RefSeq names its product EF-hand calcium binding domain 11 (gene efcab11). The record is from RefSeq and is a predicted model, not a curated record. The transcript has 7 exons. Gene Ontology annotation, molecular function: calcium ion binding. The coding region runs from base 14 to 556 and encodes 180 amino acids. Gene Ontology annotation, cellular component: cytoplasm. Lineage: Eukaryota; Metazoa; Chordata; Actinopteri; Cypriniformes; Nemacheilidae.